AUGUCCAUCGACGAUGCCGCGACGUGCGUGGCGUACGACGACACCAGAGUCGCUUGCGUCGUCGGCACCGCCACCGGUGCGAUCGUUUUUCGCGAGCGCGCCGUCGCGAACCGAUCCGUCGGCGCCGAGGAAUCCGCCGACGUCGCGUCCUGGCCGCGCGUCGCUCGCGAACGCGUCCCCUCGGCGUCGUCCAUCACCGCGAUCGCGCUCGCGGACGCAUCGUGCGGACGCGUCGUCGCGGCGGCGAGUUCGAGCGGGGAGAUUUCGUUCUGGCGCGCGCGAAGCGACUCGAACGGCGACGCGUCGCUCGAGCUCGCGGGCGCGUUGGCGGUCGACGGUGGCGUUUCGAUUCACGCGCUCGCGUUCGCGCCAUCGAAUGAUGGUACGAUCGUCCUCGCCGCGGCGUGCGCGGACGGGAUGUUGAGGUUUUACGAACCGCGCGAGAAGACGACGGCGACGGUUUGGGAGACGACGGGUGAAUAUGAGAGCGCGCGGCCGAACGGGACCUGCACGGCGGUGGCGUGGAGACGCGCGAGCGAACGAACGGGGAUCGCCGAUUUCCCCGUGCUCGCUCUCGGGACGUCGUGGGAGAGCGACGCGACACACUCGGUGAGCGUAUUGGCGAGAGACGAAAAGAUGGGACGGUGGCGCGUCGUGGACGAGCGCGCGGACGGACUCACGGCGCGGGUGUCGUGCUUGGCGUGGAGCGCCACGACGACCGCUCGCGGAGCUUUGAAUCUCGUCGCCGCGUGUGGGUCCAAGUGCGCGGUGUACGAGUUCGAGGGCGUCACCACGAGCGGCGUGAGCAAGGCGACAGAGCUCGGGCGUCUGAACCAUCCGUGCGAGGUGAACAGCGCGGAUUGGAACGCGAGCGGAAGCGUCAUAGCCACCGCCGCCACGGAUGGGAAGAUUCGAUUCUGGAGCGCGAAUCUCAAAGAUGGGGCUUGGCGCGAGCAAGAGGUGUAG
Molecule: messenger RNA, 966 nt
Organism: Ostreococcus tauri
Lineage: Eukaryota; Viridiplantae; Chlorophyta; Mamiellophyceae; Mamiellales; Bathycoccaceae
Product: WD40/YVTN repeat-like-containing domain
Exons: 1
Coding region: 1-966 (321 amino acids)
Biological process (GO): positive regulation of TORC1 signaling; cellular response to amino acid starvation
Cellular component (GO): Seh1-associated complex; nuclear pore outer ring
Molecular function (GO): structural molecule activity; protein binding
Source: RefSeq, a predicted model, not a curated record